AUGUUGGCUAACAGUCUUAAGAACUUCUUCUCUUCUGCUCCCAGAAAGACCACCUAAUUGAAGAAUUUGAUCUAGUCCAAGGACUUGUCUUUCAUCAUGGAAGCUCACAACGGUUUAUCCGCUGCCAUCGUUGAAGAAACUGGCUUCAAGGGUAUCUGGGGUUCUGGUUUAUCUAUUUCUGCUGCUAUGGGUGUCAGAGAUUCCAACGAAGCUUCCUACACUUAGGUUUUGGAAGUUUUGGAAUUCAUGAGUGACAGAACCAAGAUUCCCAUCCUUUUGGACGGUGACACUGGUUACGGUAACUACAACAACGCUAGAAGAUUAGUUAAGAAAUUAGAACAAAGAAAUAUUGGUGGUGUCUGCUUAGAAGAUAAGAUUUUCCCCAAGAGAAACUCUCUUUUGGAAGGAGGAAGAUAAGAAUUAGCUCCCAUCUAGGAAUUCGCCAGCAAGAUCAAGGCCUGCAAGGACACUCAAUAAGAUGCUGACUUCUAGGUUGUCGCUAGAGUUGAAGCCUUCAUCGCUGGUUGGGGUUUAGAAGAAGCCCUCAAGAGAGCUGAAGCUUACAGAGAAGCUGGUGCUGAUGCCAUCCUCAUGCACUCCAAGCUUAAAGAACCUUCUGAAAUUGAAGCCUUCAUGAAGGAAUGGAAGAACAGAGCUCCCGUUAUUAUUGUCCCCACUAACUACUACACCGUCCCCACUGAUACCUUCAGAAAAUGGGGUGUCAAUAUGGUCAUCUGGGCUAACCACAACAUGAGAGCUUGUGUCUCCGCCAUGUAAGAAACCUCCAGAAAAAUCUACGAAGAUGAAUCUCUUGUCAACGUUGAAAACAAGGUUGCCAAGGUUAAGGAAGUUUUCAGACUCCAAGGAGAAGAUGAACUCAAGCAAGCUGAUAAGAAGUAUCUCUGA
Tetrahymena thermophila SB210 is the source of this 906-nucleotide messenger RNA. Its product is annotated as phosphoenolpyruvate phosphomutase. The record is from RefSeq and is a predicted model, not a curated record. The transcript is spliced from 4 exons. NCBI's taxonomy places the organism in Eukaryota, Ciliophora, Oligohymenophorea, Hymenostomatida, Tetrahymenidae. Gene Ontology annotation, molecular function: phosphoenolpyruvate mutase activity.